AGAGAGGAGUGGGAGGCAAAACUUGCAUCCAUGGAACUGGAGUGGAGAGGUAAUGCGCAUCAAGGCAACAACUAGACUUCUACAUUUAAAAGUUGCUGAGAAUCAACUUGGGGUAGUUUUAGAGAGUAGGCAAAUCAAGUGUCGAAGUCUGGUGCGCAAAACGUUGUUUUCUGACAGGGCAAAUUGACCUGAUCGCAAUGCUACCAGCUCGCUGGCGAGGGAAGAGCGCUCCCUUUCUCCCAGCCCAGUGGAUUGUAGCAAAUUCUAUUGUGAUGCUAAAGUAGUGUCGGAGGAGGAAGAGGGGCUGACAAACGAUCAAAAGUGAAUCUAUCUACAUUUUCAGUAAACAUUACUAUUUUUUGUCGUUUGUUCUAUCCAUUUAAUGUUAUUUUGUGGACUGUUUAAUUUUCAUCACUUGUUGCUGACUGUUGGAACGAAAGUGAACUUGUUUAAACUAGACUGCCGUUAGAUUGGCAAACCAUGUUUCAUUUGCUGACUUAAUAUUCGGUGAUGCUAGGAAAUGAUUUAUCCUUCAGGAGUGGACUUUCCCCUCUUGCUAUGCUCUUCGGGAAGACUUUAAGAAAAGGAGAAGAUAAAAAUCGGUUCUUCCAUCUUAUCGGCUUCAUUUCCCCUUUGCAGUGGGUCUGUUGGACUGAAUAGGACCGAGCCACCAGGCUAGGCUACCUCGGCGGUGCUAGUGAUUAUGGAUAGCAGUCUCCCAAGCUACAGCACAGUCAUACACCGAGGAAAGACGCUGCUUCUGGAGGCUCGGCUCCUGGGUGGGGCACCCUGGGGGUUUCAGCUCAAAGGAGGUCUGGAACAUGGAGAGGAGUUAAUCAUCUCAAAGGUUGAGGGAGGUGGGAAGGCAGAUCUGUUGGAACACCCUCUGUUGCCAGGGGACCAGGUGGUUGUCAUUAAUGACGUGGAACUCAGUGGAUUCAGGCAGGAAGCCGUCUCAUUGGUCAAAGGAUCCUACAAGACUCUCCGACUCACUAUCCGCAGGGAGUGCUGCCCAGGCUCCUGCUGUAGUGACCCCACCCUCACCCCACUGACCCUGCCCAACCUCACCCCCCUACCCAUCGGCCCUCCCUCGGACCACCACACCCCCCUCUCCUCCGUUCACGGACCCCCCAGAGAAAAUCGAGGAGGAUGUUCUGGAGGAGUUAAACUACGCAUCAAAAACAGACGCAGCGAGCCUGUCUCCAGACCUCACUCGUGGCACGCCACCAAGCUAGGCGAGGGCCAGCCAGACCCCAGCAUGAUGCAAAUAUCCCAGGACCCUCCUUGGCAUCACACCUACCCCUCCAGUGCGUCUACUACAGACCUGUCGGGCUACGACCCAGGUUACCUGAGGAAGAGUCCAGAUCAGUACAGUUCUAGAGGAAGUAUGGAGAGCCUUGGGGAGCACCACGGCCACCCAGCCUACAGCUCUUCCUGCCACCAGCUGUCUGCCUCCAAGUCCUCCAACAGCAUGGACCACCUUCACAGCAAGAGAGACUCAGCCUACUCCUCCUUCUCCACCAGCUCUAGUAUCCCAGAGUACCUUGCGGCCGCUCCGACCUUUGGUAAGGAGAGAUCGUACUCCAUGGAGACAGUUCCGCAGAGGGGCGGGAUUAGUGGAGGGGGUGGGGCCGGGGCGGAGGGAAUGCAGCAAGCUGACAUCCGAUAUGUCCGUACGGUCUACGACCCCCAGCAGGGCGGUGCUCAGGAGCACGAGGUUAGCUCCGCCUCUGCUGCGUUGCUACGCAGCCACGAGACUGGCAGGGCGGGGUCUUGUAGUGUGGGCGGGGCCGCCUGUUACCGCGCCACCAGUAGCAGUAGUAACAGCAGUGGCGGAAGCAGCGGUGGUGGUAACCAUGGUAAUAACCCCAACCGUCACAGUGUUGGGCCCAUUUGGGGUCAGAGCGCCAGCCGCAGUUCCUAUGAGAGCCUGAAGGGGGCGCCGGCUCCUCCCAUGCGGAGCGACAGCUACGCGGCUAUCAGGAACCAUGAGAGACCAAACUCGUGGUCCAGCCUGGAUCAGGCUCGCUCCCUCAGGGCUCUCCACAAGGGGUCCACCUCCUCCUGGUACCACUCCUCUGGCUCCGUGGCCUCCGGCUCGGGGAAGGGCUCCUUCGGGGCAGAGGGCCAGCUCCACACCGUCAUAGAGAAGAGUCCUGAGAGCAGCCCUACCACCAAGCCCAAACAGGGUGUGGGUCAGGGCUUCCCGCCGCCCCCCGAGCCCCAGCAAACAUCCACCCAGUCUGGCUGCCUCAUGCUGCCCCAGGGCAUCUACCCUGUACCCCCACCGGAGCCUCACUAUGCCCAGAUGCCCACCAGCAGCCCCAACCCCAGCAGCAUGUACCCAGCCCUGGCCAGGGAGAGCAGUCUGAGCAGACAGAGAGAGCUCCAGGGGUUAAGGCUGGGGGUCAGUGUGGAUACAGGGAUGGCGGUAGUGGUUGAGAAUGGAUACCAAAGAAACCCCUCUAUAUCCUCCUAUGUCACUUCCUCUGGCCAGCCUCAGCAUCCUGACUUUGCUCAGCCUCCACCCAAACAGCCAGCUCAUCCAACCCAACCCACAGACAGAGUGGGGGGAAAGUCAGGGUACGAGGAGACCCAAACUAAACUGGGUCUCUACAGGUCUCAUCUGAAGGGAGAGGGACAGACCGUAUCCCAAAGGCAGAGCCAGAGGAGCCAAGGACAGGGACAGGGUCAGAGCCAGGAUCAGGGACAGGGUCAGAGCCAGGGACAGGAUCAGAGCCAGGGACAGGAUCAGAGCCAAGGCCAGGGACAGGGUCAGGGUCAGAACCAGGGUCAAGGACAGGGUCAGAGCCAGGGACAGGGUCAGAUCCAAGGCCAGGGACAGGGUCAGAGCCAAAGUCAGGGUCAGAGCCAGGAUCAGGGUCAGAGCCAAGGCCAGGGUCAGAGCCAAGGCCAGGGACUGGGUCAGAGUCAAGGCCAGGGUCAGGCGUCCAGACCCUCCUCAGUCCAGUCUAUAGGCCAGUCUAUAGGCCAGUCUAUAGGCCAGGAGAGAAGGGACCCAUACACGCCAGUCCAACCGCGGGGAGAGAGGCUACCCAGGUACUCCCAGGGCUCAGAGAGCUGCCCUGAGCACCACCGACAGGGCCAGGUCAGGGAGGAAGGGCAGGUCAGACACACAGAGCCCAGGCCCCACGCUACUCACCCUGUGGCAGGCACCACCAUGCCCAGUAAGAUCGCACAGGGACAUGUUCCCCAGGGGAGCAACAGCAGUAGUACCCCAGCACAAGUGUCUGACCAGCGGGUAGAGCAGAGGGCCCAGGGGCCUGAGCAGCAGGUAGAGCAGAGGGCCCAGGGGCCUGACCAGCAGGUAGAGCAGAGGGCCCAGGGGCCUGACCAACAGGUAGAGCAGAGGGCCCAGGGGCCUUUCCAGCAGGUAGACCAGAGGGCCCAGGUGUCUGACCAGCGGGUAGAGCAGAGGGCCCAGGGGCCAGACCUUCAGGUCAAUGACCAUAGAUCCAGGUCCCCCCUCUGGUACUACAGCGAUCCAAUUCCCCCCCAACCGCAGAGGGACCAGAGGGGACCAGAACACCCCCUGACCCAGCUGCAGAACGUCCUAGCAGAUGUCCAGUGUUGUGAUAGUCCAGAGAGCUCCGCCAACAGCCAGAGUAGUCACCAGAGGAGCCUCUCUGUUCUGGAGAAAGUAAACCGCUUCGAGGGCCGCGAGCAGAGCCAUAGGCAGGGGAAGCAGAGGAGUAAAAGCACCAGCGCCAACCACACCAACCCGAGGCCCUGCUCCUCCCGUCCAACCCAGCCCCAGUCUCAGCCCCAGUCUCAGCCCCAGUCUCAGCCCCAGUCUCAGCCCCAGUCUCAGCCCCAGUCUCAGCCCCAGUCUCAGCCCCAGUGUCAGCCCCAGUCUCAGCCCCAGUCUCAGCCCCAGUCUCAGCCCCAGCACCAUGAGAGGGCUGGUAUGGAUGACCUGCGUAGCACGCUGGAGAGAACUAGCAUCCCCAGCAUCACCUGCAGAACACUGAGCUCCUCCUCUAGCUCACAUCAUGGGAAAACAACGGUGGCCCACGAGGGUCAUCAUUACGUAGAGCAGCAGAGGCCAGGGAGUUGUGACCAGACCCAGAGCUCCAGGUACCCCCAUCACCACCACCCUAAUCCCCAGGACCCUCGCCCUGGCUCGGCCCUGCAGAGGAGCAGGAGCACCUUCCAACUGGGGAGCCAGGAGGGCCACAACAGAGACAGGGAUGGGGACAGAGAGUUCCAUUGGAGGGAUGACCUGCAGGACCUACUGGGGACCAUCCAGGACACGUCCUUUAACCGGGCCUACAGAAACAGUAUCAAGGACGCCCAGUCCAAGGUGCUCAGAUCCACCUCCUUCAGACGCAGGGAUCUGGGAAUCAGCGUCAACAACCACUCCCCUCCCAUCCCCGCCAAGCACUUAUCUCUGGAGAGGAAGGGACCUAAGACCAGCCCCAAACCCUCCAUUGUCUCCACUACUGUCCAAGCCUCCAACCGAGCCCUUGCCCUAGCUACCUCACCUCACACCCCUAAAGAGAGGCUUACGGUCACUGUCUCAGACCCAGUCCCAAUCCCAGCCCCAGCCACCUUUCUCUCGCCUCACACCCCUAAAGAGAGGCUUACGGUCACUGUCUCAGACCCAGUCCCAAUCCCAGCCCCAGCCACCUUUCUCUCGCCUCACACCCCCAAAGAGAGGCACGUUGUCACCCCAGAGCCCGAUAGGUUCGGUCCCCCAGAGCUCCUCAGCGUCCUGGCCAUGGGCCCACCAGUCCCGGCCCGUAUCGGUGGGCGUAAGCGACUCACCAUGGAGAAGAAGAAGAGGUCCUACUCCGAGCCUGAGAACAUGCAUGAGGUGGGGUUGGAGUCUGACCCAAGGAGGACUAGCCAGCACCAGCUGUUCCUUUUACCAGGUACAGAGACCAGCGUGGCGGACCGCAGAAGGAUGUUUGAGAUGGCUGCCAGUCGCAGCCUGAGCUCCAGCUCCCAGGCUCCCCAGUGUCUCCAGGGCUCCCAGGCUCCCCAGGGCCUCCAGGGCUCCCAGGCUAGUCUAGCCGUGUCCCGGCCGGAGCUCCGGCAGCUGCAGCAGGACGCCCUGGCCGACUACAUGGAGAGGAAGAGAAGCUGGAGGACAGACAGGGAUAGGGACAGGUCAGAGGGAGGGCGCGCCCACCGUGACCGCCCUCACAGCGCCUACCUGCAGCCCUUUACAGACACCCGGAGUGUUUCUUCAACCUCCACCACCAGCCUAGCCUCUCUUCAGGAGCCUCUUGGUCAAGACAGCAGUCUUUCUGGUGGGGGAAGGCUCUGCUCCACCCUGCCUCCUGGCCUCCAGGGCUUCUAUCCAGGCAGGGUCACUGCACCACGCAUCCAGGCCAAGGCCCCAGCCUCAAUGUCCACCACCCACCCAGACACCUCGGGAUUCCACAGGCUACUGGAGGGAGAGCUGCCCAGAUCCAGCCUUGGUAGAGAAGAACCAGCCCAGGACUAUGAGGCACUCCAAAGCCAGGAGUUUUUCCUGCGAGGCAAUGGAGCCUUUGAGAGGGCAGUUCCAGCCCGGAACUCUGGCAAGUCAGCCUCUGCGGAGGACCUGCUGGAGCGCUCUGAGAGGCCUGCACCCCAGCACUUCAGAUCUCGCUCCUCGCCCUCUGGCGAGAGGCUAAAUCAGGACUUCAUGGCAGGAGGAGAUCUGAGGAUGUAUGGGAUAUUCUCUACCGAGCCCAGGCUUUUCACAAACAACGACAACAACAGGUCCAUGGACAACCAGCAUCCUGACAGACCGGUCUCUGCCUCCCAGUCCAUGUCCCAGUCCCAGUGUGCAGAUACCCACUUACUACUGACCCAAAGCCCGUUCCAAAGCAACACCCCUGUGAUGAGGAGAGAUAGACUGAAGAACCCCGACCGCCAGCGGGCCCUUAGUGCCUCCAGCUUGGCUGCCUCUGUAGGUCUCCCCUGCCCCUUCUCCCCCCCAGGCACCAGCCCUACUAUCAGCUUGGACUGGCAGGCCAAUGAGAGGUUGAGCCAGGCCAACCUGGACGCCAUAGCCUUCCCAACCCUGCUGCAGACCGCCACACUCGGGACCAUGUCCCCAGAGGCCCAGGUUCACCCAGAGGUCAGAAGAAGCCCCACAGAACAUCUACAGCAGGCCAUGGCCCAGGGCCAGAUCCAGGGCUCCUUAGACACCAGCACCUCAGAGGAGGAGACCCUGAAAGACUUCCCCAGACAGAAAGAGGGGCCUUGCCCUCAAGCUUCAGCCGUUACACCAAAGACCAACCCACCCCUCGUCCUACCCAAAGCCUCCCCACCACCACCCCCAUUUAAAACCUCUCACAGACCACACACCCUGCUCUCCCUCCGCAUCUCAGAGUCCACUCUGCAAGAGACCUCACCCCUACAAGUAGCUCCACACCUAGCCCCUCCCACAGUCUCACUACAGGACUAUGACGAGGUAUUCCUCCAGGAACCGGCCCCUCCCUCCCCUAUUCCUCCCCCGCUGCCAAUCAGGGAGACGGACAUCACAGAGUACUUCCCUCCGCCGCCUCCCCCUCUCCUGCCCCCCUCCUCACUCCCAGACAGAGAGGAGAAGGAGGAGGAGAAUCAUCAUGGACCUGGGCUACAGCACCUCAACAGCUGUGAGUUCCCAUUUCUCCCCUCCCCCUGCCGUCAGACAGUCCCCCCCUCUAUCCCCCUGUCUGUCUCUCCGAGGCCAAGCCUUACCCCUGAGCCCCAGCCUGAGACCCCCACCACCCUCAGCAGCAGUUUCCCAGAGCCCCAGCAGGGGCCUAGCGGUGAGGAAAGCCUGGGGCAAGAGUACCAUCUCCCGGCCAGGAGGGAGAGGUCUGCUGGGGAGCUGAGGGUGGAGGCCCUGGCCAGACAGCUGGUGUCCCGGGGGGAUAAGAGCCUGACCCCGAUGCUGGACAGCUGGGCAGAGGGCGGACGGACCAUGGACCUAAUGGAGGAGAUCUUCCCCGUGGGGGGAGGGAGGUUGCUGUGGCAACGCCGCAGGACCAGCACCUGUCUGGAGGACAGAAGUCAAGAUGGUGUCUGUUCUAUAGGACCCAAUCUGCUGCAGAGAACAGAGGGAGGAGGAGGAGCAGGAGGAGGAAGAGGAGGAGGCGAGGUGGACACAGAUCUGGAUGAGGAUGAGACAGACUUCAAUCAGAAGAAGGUGGAGCUACUCCAGGCCCUGACUCUGAGCAUUACCUCCUUGCGAGAGGAGAAGGAGGUUCUGGCGGAGGAGCAGAAGAGGUUCCGGGCCCUAGGGGGCCAAAUGGAGAGCCUGGUUCAGGAGCACUGUAAGCCCAACGAGAGGGAGAAGUACAAGAUGCUCAUCGGGGACAUGGAUAAGAUAGUCAACCUUCUGCUGUCUCUGUGUGGCCGGCUGGCCCGGGUCCAUAACGCUCUCUCUGCCCUGGACAGAGAGGAGGAGACAGAGGACAGCCAAGAGGAAAAGGAGUCCUUACAGCAGAAGCGCAGGCAGCUGUGUAGUCAGCACGAGGAUGCCAGGGAGCUGAAGGAGAAUCUGGACCGGCGAGAGCGUGUGGUACUGGACAUCCUGGGUGGGUACCUGACUGGGCCGCAGCUUAGAGACUACCAGCAUUUCGUCUGUAUGAAACCAGCCCUGCUGAUCCGCCAGAGACACCUGGAUGAGCUCCUUAAGCAGUGGGAUGAACAGCUCAGCAGGCUGGCUGAGAGUAUCUCUCCAGGGGAUCAUCAGGCCCAGCCCCGCUCACCUAUCCCUGGGUUGAACCCCAGCCUCGGCUCUAACCUUAGAGCUCCCAGCCCUAACCUUAGAGCUCCCAGCCCUAACCUUAGAGCUCCCAGCCCUAACCUUAGAGCUCCCAGCCCUAACCUUAGAGCUCCCAGCCCUAACCUUGGUCCUACCCAAACAGUCCGCUCCACCACUGUGACAUCACUGUGA
Molecule: messenger RNA, 7903 nt
Organism: Oncorhynchus tshawytscha (Chinook salmon)
Lineage: Eukaryota; Metazoa; Chordata; Actinopteri; Salmoniformes; Salmonidae
Product: protein Shroom3
Exons: 16
Coding region: 704-7903 (2399 amino acids)
Biological process (GO): actin filament organization
Cellular component (GO): adherens junction; apical junction complex; cortical actin cytoskeleton
Molecular function (GO): actin filament binding
Source: RefSeq, a predicted model, not a curated record